Lodderomyces orthopsilosis Co 90-125 is the source of this 1563-nucleotide messenger RNA. Its product is annotated as origin recognition complex subunit 5. Gene Ontology annotation, biological process: DNA replication; DNA replication initiation. The record is from RefSeq and is a predicted model, not a curated record. Gene Ontology annotation, molecular function: DNA replication origin binding. Gene Ontology annotation, cellular component: nuclear origin of replication recognition complex; nucleus. The coding region runs from base 1 to 1563 and encodes 520 amino acids. The transcript has a single exon. Lineage: Eukaryota; Fungi; Ascomycota; Pichiomycetes; Serinales; Debaryomycetaceae.
AUGAGUUUGACUACGGAAGAGCUCGUCAAUCUCAAAUCAAGAGUCAAAGAACGUGAAUAUGAAAUAACUGCCCUCAAUGCAUUCAUUAAUCGUGAUGCACAUCUAUCUUCACCAUGUGUACUAAUCAAUGGAUACAAACCAGCUGGCAAAACCCUCGUGGUGACAGAAUUCCUCAAUACGUUGAAACUAAACCAUACAAUUAUAUCCUGUGACGAAUGUGUGUCGAAACAAAUGCUACUUCAGAGAUGCUUCACGAGGAUACGAAAAGAUGGUGGUGAUGAAGAAGAAGGGAUAUUGGCAUCCCUGAAAUCUGAUGAAGUGGCAUUAACCCUGGCGAUUUCCGAUCAAUUUGCUACGUUUUUAUCAUCAUUGGAAACGUUGUUUUAUGAAGCUAGGUAUUAUAGUCACCAUGUAUUAGUCUUGGAUCGAUUCGAUCAAUGUUUGGAAAAUUGUAAUGAAUUUAUUUCGGCUUUUAGUAAAAUGAGAGAAUGUUCAUCAGUGCAGAAUUUAUCGGUGGUUAUUGUGUUUAGCAGUGGCGUUCCUCGACAAGUUGUAACAUUGUCCAAUCCUACUAUUGAAUUUGAACCGUAUACAGAAGAUCAAGUAGUGAAGAUAUUCCAAGAUGCUCAGUUAUGUCAAUUUAAAGAUACUAGUUUAGAGCAGAGUGAUUUAUCUGAUUCCACAAAGAGGGAGUUUUAUAAUCAGUAUGUGAAAUUUGUUGUUGAUCUGUAUUACCUGUAUACUGGAUCAAACAUGAUUAUAUUGCAACAUUUAAUUAUUGAAUUAUGGGAUAAGUUUAUUGAACCAUUAAAAACUGGAAUGUAUUCUAUUAAUGAAGUCGUCAAGGUUUUCAAACAUAAUAUUGAUUUAUUCACCAAUGAUAAGAUUAUAAGUAAUUCAUCGGUGCCUGACUAUAAAACACUACAUGAUGAUGAAGGAGAAGGAAAAGGAGAAUUUACGAGGAGUAUUAGUGCUACUGAUGAAGAAGCAAUUGGAUUAGGAAACGUGCAUGAUUUACCCUACCAUUCCAAAUUCAUUCUCCUAGCGGCAUACUUGGCAUCUUAUGGUAACCAACGAAAUGAUUUACAUAAAUAUUCUAAAGUUAAAGUUGUCAAGUACAAGAAACGUGCCAGUACGAAAAAAAGACAAAAGAUCAAUGGAACAAGUGAAGCUCAUAUGACUAAAGACGAUAUCGAUUCACGGAUGUUGACAGCAAACUAUGUCGAUUUAGAACGGAUCUUGGCUAUUCUUUCUGUAAUUUAUCAACAUUCAUCUGCAACAUUGAAUCAAUCAGAUAAACAAGAUUUAUUAUACUUGGGUGAUGAAAUUAUUGAUUUGGAAAAUAAGAAACAGGUGGAAAAGGCUAAUUUUACACUAACAAAAAACAUUGAUUUGAAUUUACAAAUUGCUACAUUGUAUUCAUUAGGAUUUUUGAGUAAGACUAAUAAUUCUGAUAUUUUGGCGGCUCGAAUUCGAUGGAAAUGUAAUUUGGAUUGGAAUAUGGCGGAAGCUAUCGCUAAGUCGGUUAAUUUCCCCAUUGCUGAUUUCUUAGAUGAUGAUUGA